AUGCGCUCCACGUCGUCCGCGGCCCUCCUGCUCACCCUCGCCCCGGCCGGCGCCAUCCUCAUGUCGGCGCCGCGCAAGAGCGAGGCCCUCCCCUGGCUUGACGCCCCGACGGAGCCCUGGUACGGCGAGAUGGCCGGCGACUGCGGCUUCGACCCGCUGGGCCUCGCGGCGUCGCCCGCGCUGCUCACGUACUACCGCGAGGCCGAGCUCAAGCACGCGCGGCUGGCCAUGCUCGCGGCCAUCGGCUGGCCGGCGUCCGAGCUCUGGGACGACGGCCUCUCGGGCCUCGUCGGCGCGGACCCGCUGCUCACGCCCCUCGGCGGCGGGUGCGCGGCGCCGUCGAUCCUCAACGGCGGCCUCAACAACGUGAGCCCGCUCUUCUGGGGCGCGGCGCUUGGCGUCGGCGCGGCCUUCGAGGCCUAUUCCAUCCAGCUCCGCUUCUCCGAGGACGCUUUAGCGCCGGGCGACCUCAAGUUCGACCCGCUGGGCAUGAUGCCCACGGAGCGGAGCCGGCGGAAGCGGAUGGAGUUGGCCGAGGUCAAGCACGGCCGCAUCGCCAUGCUCGCCGUCGUCGGCUACGCGGCGCAGGAGUACAUGCUCGGCUCCACCGUCGUCCAGCACAGCGACGGCUUCUUCACGCCCUUCUGGUCCCACUUCUUCUGAGCCCGAGGGGACUCCGCCCCGUCGCCUUUUGUGUAGUCUCGCCUGUAAAUGAACUCCCC
Aureococcus anophagefferens is the source of this 722-nucleotide messenger RNA. It is a transcript of the gene LHC48, whose product is annotated as putative plastid light harvesting protein isoform 48. Gene Ontology annotation, biological process: response to light stimulus; photosynthesis, light harvesting in photosystem I. The coding region runs from base 1 to 663 and encodes 220 amino acids. Gene Ontology annotation, cellular component: membrane. The record is from RefSeq and is a predicted model, not a curated record. The transcript has a single exon. NCBI's taxonomy places the organism in Eukaryota, Pelagophyceae, Pelagomonadales, Pelagomonadaceae.